UUGUAAUUUUAUACGGAGUAUUAAAUAUUCUAGACAAACAAGUAACUAUUAAGCUUACUUUGAAAGAUGGGGUACCCUGUUUUGGAACCGGAACCUGCAUGUUCUGGUUCCGGUUCCCAAUUUUUAAGAACCUGUUGAACAAGUUUCGGUUUCGGUUCCGGGUCCUAUUUUUAGAAACCUGUUGCAACAGAUUUCGAUUCCGGGUCUUGAGAUUUUUACAGGUACCCUGCUACGCUUAUCCCUAAUUCUAACCAAAAACAUAUCACAUUGCCAAAACUCUAGCUUUAUAUAACUUUAAAUGCAUCGUACCACGUAAUAAAAAAAGCAAAACAAAAUUCAAAUCAACAUUAAAUGCAAUCCAUCCAUCAAAGAAAGUACACAUCAAAUAACACUUUAUUUAUUAUACUGUAUGAUAAAAUAAAAUUAAUAAUACACCGACAUGCUUUAAAUUCACAUAAUAAUCCCAUAAUCACAUAAUAAUAUAAGGUGCAAAAAUGUCAAAACUUCAGCCCCGAGUUUCUCGUCAUGCAAUCCAACACGGAGAUACUGACACGACUAUGUAAAUCUUUCUCUCUCUUCUUCUCUUUCUCCUUUAAAUAAGAGUCAGAGUAUUUGCUAAAAAUCAAAUAUAUUUCCCCAGAAAUAUUCAACAAAUUAAUAAUAAUGAGAAUAUUUGGGUCAAGCCAGAAAAGAAUGUUAGUAUUAUUACAUUCUAUAAAAUUAAUGAUUUUAUUAAUGGGUUUCAUUACAUUAGUUGGGUUAAUACUGCUUAGUAUUAAGCUUGUAGAUCCUUCUACUGAAGCUGUAUUUUCCAUUACUUCUUCAUCUUCUGCAAAUGGGUUUUCAGAUUCAUCAGCUUUAAAUUCAAUUUCUGUUAAUAAUGAAGAAAACCCAGAUUUUUAUAAUCUUUCUUCUUCAUCUUUUUCUGUAUUAUCUCCUCAAAAUAAUCAUGGGGUUGUUGAAACGACGUCGUGUGCUACUGUUGAACAAAUGGGUCAGGUUUUUCAGCCUGGUUUUGCUGCUUGGAAAGAGUCUCUUCGUGUUAGGAGAUUAAUUCAUCAUCAUUUUCAAAUCAAUGGUCCUUCAAGAGUUCAGAAGCUCCCUCCUGAGCAAUUUUGUCGGCAUGGUUUUGUCAUAGCUAAAGCAUCUGAAGCUGGAUUUGGGAAUGAAAUGUACAAGAUAUUGACGGCUGCAGCAUUAAGCAUCUUGUUAAAUCGUUCCUUGAUCAUCGGGCAAACCAGGCAUAAAUUGGGGAAUGUAUCCUUUUGAGGACUAUAUUACUUAUAGCAAUGCCUCAUUUACCCUGAAAGAAGUCAAACAUUUGUGGAGAAAGAAUGGUUGUGUGGCAAAAUAUGGUCGUCAUUUGGUUGUUCGCAUUGAUGAUUUUCAAAAGCCUAUGCGUACAGGCAUCCUCUGCAGCAACUGGAGGAAGUGGCAGCAGCCUAUAAUUUGGUUGCAAAAUACAACACAUGCUGUUGCAGCUCAGUUUUUCCUGAAGAAUGUACAUCCUGAGAUGAGAAAUGCAGCUUACGAGUUGUUUGGAAAGCCAGAGCUCAAUUUUAGACCUAAUGUUUUUGGAGAGUUGAUGCGAGUUCUUAUAUCUCCUUCCGAGAGUAUUGAAGCUGCAGUAAAGUCUGUUCUUCCCAGUGGUGAAGAGCCAGAUAUCACAUUGCACAUGCGGAUGCUGACAAGCAGGUCAAUGUGGCCAGUGCAGGCUGCCCUAAGCUGCAUCAGAAAAGCCAUGGAGAACUUCGAGCAGGUGACAAGACCCAAGGUGGUUGUGGUCUCUGAUACCCCGUCUUUCAUAAGCACAAUCAAACCGAGUCUACAAGAACUUGCUGAGGUUCUUCACUUCGAUUACAAGCAUUUUAGAAGAAAUAUUUCUCUCGAGGCCAGCAGAUCACAUGCUUUACCAUUCAGGGCCAAGGAUUGGGGUCCAGCACCUAGAUGGGUUGCAUUUGUGGAUUUCUUUCUUGCAUCGCGAGCAAAGUAUGCUGUUGUUUCAGGGGCCAAUAGGCGAGUUGGAACUACCUAUGCCCAGCUAAUUGCAGCUUUAGCUGCAGCUCGUAAUCUCGAUGAAAUUUCCAACACAAACCCUAGUUUCUCAUUCCUAAGCAGCUUUCAUAGCAAUAUGCUGAGAAAUGGAUUGACUAAUCAGAUUGGAUGGGGACAUGCAUGGAACAGGUUUGCUGGCCCAUUGAGUUGCCGUGGGCAACCCAAACAAUGCGCAUACACGCCACUUCUUCCACCAGGUUGGUGGGAUGGGAUUUGGCAAUCUCCGAUCACUCGAGACAUUCGCAGAUUGAAAAUGUAUGGUAUCCGACUGUCUGGCUUGGGGACAAUUGAUGAAGAACAUCUUCAAUCUUACUGCAGAUUGAAGAAAAAUACAGGGGUUAAGGUUCCAGUGUCAUCAAUGUAGUAUACACAAGAGGACAUCUAAAUUUUGUAAGAAUAGGUAUUCUCAUUUCACCCUCGGUAUAUAUAAAGGCUAAUUCCUCUUGCUUACAUUCCGUAUAUUCAUUAUCGGGUAGGGGAGUCCAGUAUUUUAAUGUAUACUUCAAUUUGAAGCCAUUAUAUUUGUAGUACUAGUAGAGAAACCAAUCUUCAGCUUCAUUUUGUUCAAUAUUAUUACAAAUGAAUACAUGAGCCUCGGCUUUUCAGGUGAAUAGAAGAGCUUCGGCCUUAGAAGCCGAUCGAGCUUAAGCUUCAUGUACAAGAAAUUAUGGGUGUGUGUGCUCUUUGUAAAAGCAUUUAGAAGCAUAGAAUAAAGUAUGCAUGUUCUUUUUGAACGUGAAAUGCAAUGAGCCUGUGAGAUUUGGCCCUUUUAUAAAUUUAAUUAAUCAAAUUAAGAUCGCAAAUUGCGGUCUACUUAGCUUUGCCCACACGAAAAUGCA
This is a messenger RNA of Chenopodium quinoa (quinoa), 2894 nucleotides long. RefSeq lists its product as uncharacterized. The coding region runs from base 1256 to 2419 and encodes 387 amino acids. NCBI's taxonomy places the organism in Eukaryota, Viridiplantae, Streptophyta, Magnoliopsida, Caryophyllales, Amaranthaceae. The transcript has 7 exons. The record is from RefSeq and is a predicted model, not a curated record.